Phaethon lepturus (White-tailed tropicbird) is the source of this 1365-nucleotide messenger RNA. Its product is annotated as interferon-induced protein with tetratricopeptide repeats 1-like. The record is from RefSeq and is a predicted model, not a curated record. Gene Ontology annotation, cellular component: cytosol. Gene Ontology annotation, molecular function: protein binding. NCBI's taxonomy places the organism in Eukaryota, Metazoa, Chordata, Aves, Phaethontiformes, Phaethontidae. Gene Ontology annotation, biological process: defense response to virus.
AUGUCCCACGGUGGGCUCCGGCGGCAGACUGUGGGCGCCACAGAUGUCGGUGUAUCAGCAGGCCGGGUGAAGCCAGAUGCGGGCGUCUACCUGGGAAGCAUUUCUCCCACUUCACUGCAGGUGGUGUCUGGGCCUUCUCUUGAGCGAGGGAGAGGAAGGCUGGCUUCGUUCAAGCUGUGGUUUCAGCAGCUGCUGGCAUCGGGCGCCCCGCCGUCAGGUGUGCUGCUCGCCAGCGACCGCACGGGGCCGAUUCGGAUGAUCGGAACUGUCAGUCUCCCUCCCAGGGGCGCUGGGGAAACGGUGCUGCAGUCCAGCAAUGAGCAGCUGAAGGAGAAGUUGGAUGCCCUUCAAUGCCAUUUCACCUGGCAUUUGGGCGUAACAGGCCAUGUUGAACCCACACCACUCUUCGGGCUGCAGGCAUAUCUGUACCAGCUGAAAGGCCAGAGCAGAGAAGCUCUGCAAAGCCUUAAAGAUGCUGAAGAACAUGAGACACAAGAUGAGCAGCAGGCUUCUACUGCUGAUUCUUCGAUUAUCUGUGGGAAUUAUGCUUGGAUUCACUACCUUCAGGGCUCUUAUCAGGAGGCCAAAAGCUAUCUGAAACAAAUUGAGCAACUCUGCCCAACUCCUUGGGACGCACAGCUGAUCCCAUACAUCCAGGCCCAGAAAGGCUGGUCCCUCUUGGCUAUCAGAACACCCAAGCUACUUGAACAAGUGCAGAUAGAAAGAUCAAUUGGCUUGAUAGAAGAAAGUGCAGAGAAAAGCUCCGAUCCUGAUGUCCUCAAAGCUUCAGCUUUAUUCUGGCUGCAACGGUCCACAGAGCGAGCCAUGGAGAUAUUACAGCGAGCCCUGAAGCAGGAUCCAAGCUACCACCUUCUCUACCAAAGCCUUGGCAAGUGCUAUAAGAUACAGUGGCUGACUGCAAAGCAGGAAGACAAGAAUAACAUAUUGGAGGCAGCCAUCAAACACCUCAAGCAAAUUCUUCAGAAACAUCCAGACCUUGACCUCGUGUUUUUAAAGCUGCAAUUAGCAGAGCUCUAUGGCGCAAUAGACCCAGCACAGGAAGAGAAGAUCUACAAAGAGCUGCAGGAGAGAAAGGACACCCUGAGCCCCAAAGGCCACCAAGCCCUUAAUCUCUACUGGGGAAAUUUCUUCCUCUACAAGAAGAAAUCACUUGAUGAAGCAAAAGCAAAGUUUAUGGAGGGUUACAAAAUUCCCAUGCCAACAGAACAGAGAAAGGAGUGUGCACGGAAGUUGACAAAGGUGGCUUGGCACUGCCACAGCAACGAUGCUGAUGCUAUCCACCGCUUCAUCCAAAAGACUGACCACCACUUGCCUGCAGAAUUUUUUGAAAGUGAUCUGGACUGA